AUGACUGACAGGGGGGUUGACCAGAGACUGAAUAAGGAACUAAACUUCUCCGUCUGUGAAGAAGAUUUUGAGAAUGGAGGUCAGAUGACAGCACAAGGCACCAGAGAGGUCCAGAGCCCAGCGUCUGAGAGGGAUGAGGAUGAGGAGAUGGAGGAUCCCAAGUCUCCCCCCAGAGAUGAACGUUAUCCUUCUCAGAACAGAGACAUAGAAAGUCCAGGUCCCAGUGUGUGGGUACCCCCCUCGCGCCCUUCCCACCAUCCCAUAUGUCCAGAGACGCCAAGACCAUCCAGGAAGAGCAAGCUGCCAGUCGCUGACAACCUCUCCCCACCCAAAACUUCACUGAAUCUGCCUGAGAUGAUUUCAAAAGAAAAACUCUCUGCCCAAAGCUCUAAACGUCUGAGACUCACACCUUCUCCCUUCAUGGAUGAGAAGGCCUCUUUGUCUCUGGUUAAUAUCAACCCAUUCACUCCAGAGUCCUAUAGAAAAUUGGCCCUUCAAUCAAAUGACAAGAGGAAAGCCAGAGGCUACCAUGAAGAAACUGGAGAAGGGGAAAACAAAUCAGAACAGGGGCUGCCUACUAAGAGAAGUAUUCUCCGAGAAACUAAUAUGGCUUCCCGCUAUGAAAAGGAAUUUUUGGAGGUAGAAAAAAUUGGGGUUGGGGAAUUUGGUACAGUCUACAAGUGCGUUAAGAGGCUGGAUGGAUGUCUUUAUGCAAUAAAGCGUUCUUCAAAACCAUUCUCAGGAUUAUCAAAUGGUUUGGAUUUGCAGGAAGUUUAUGCUCUUGCAGUGCUUGGCCAUCACCCCCAUGUGGUACGCUACUAUUCUUCAUGGACAGAAGACGGUCACUUGGUCAUUCAGAAUGAAUACUGUAAUGGUGGGAGCUUGCAAGCUGUGAUAACCGAAAACGCCAAAUCUGGUAGCCACUUCCACGAGGCCAAACUCAAAGACCUCCUUUUACAAGUUUCCUUGGGACUUAAGUACGUCCACAGUUUUGGCAUGGUGCACCUGGACAUCAAACCCAGUAACAUCUUUAUUUGUAAUAAGAUGCAGAGUGACUCUCCCGUAGGUCCAGAAGAGGCUGAAAGUGAGGCUGACUGGUUUCUCUCUGCCAGUGUGAUAUAUAAAAUUGGUGACCUGGUCCACGUGACAUCAAUCAGCAAACCGAAAGUGGAAGAAGGAGAUAUUCGCUUCCUUGCUAAGGAGAUCUUGCAAGAGAAUUAUCAACACCUUCCCCAAGGAGACGUAUUUGCCCUGGGGUUAACAAUUGCAAUGGCUGCAGGAGCAGAGUCACUACCCAGUAACGGUGAUGUGUGGCAUCAUAUCCGCAAGGGGAACUUUCCAGACGUUGUCCAGGAGCUCUCAGAUGACUUCUAUGGUCUACUCAAGAACAUGAUCCACCCUGAUCCAGAGCAGAGACCUUCCGCAGCAGCUCUGGCCAGAAGUCAAAUUCUCCACCCCUUCCCGGAAAAGACAGAUGAACUCCGGAAGCAACUGAACUUGGAGAAGUCCAAUACAGAAAGGGAACUGAAAAAAGCUCAGCAAACCCAGACAGCUCAGAGAGACAUCUGUGAUGGUGGGUCUCAGAGAGACAGCCCUCAUGGUGAUCCUGUGAUCUCUGGGGCCCACGAAGACUCGAGAAGCACAGGACACCUGAUGAGAGGAGUGAGUGAGGAGUCCUCAAGAUUCACUGGUGGAGAAUCAUAA
Molecule: messenger RNA, 1704 nt
Organism: Alexandromys fortis (reed vole)
Lineage: Eukaryota; Metazoa; Chordata; Mammalia; Rodentia; Cricetidae
Product: wee1-like protein kinase 2
Biological process (GO): negative regulation of G2/MI transition of meiotic cell cycle; mitotic cell cycle; protein phosphorylation
Cellular component (GO): cytoplasm; nucleus
Molecular function (GO): magnesium ion binding; ATP binding; non-membrane spanning protein tyrosine kinase activity
Source: RefSeq, a predicted model, not a curated record